AAUGCGCAUGUUUGCUUUCAGUCAGCUGCUCUUGCUGAGAUCACGGUUGACUUAUUAUUUGCACGCGCCUUUGAAUGUGAAUCCGAAUUGUUGUAUAAAUUGUGACAUUUUAUAUUUUUUAAAAUGCGUUGCGCAGUGUUCGGAUGCAAUAAUAACAAUGUUAAAAAUACUGCUACGAAGUGGAGAUUUUUCCAUACACCUAACGAUAAAACAGUAAUAAAACUACGGAUUAAUUUUUGUCGUCGGGCGGACAAAUUUAAUGUUAAAAAUGCGUGCAUUUGUCAAGUGCCCUUCGCUCCAGAAACCUUUGAAAGCAAUUUGCUGUUUGAAAUGGGUUUAAGCUCGCGGAAGCCAACGAAGUUGCUACCCAGCUUUCGCAUGUUAACCACUGGUCCUGCAGAGGUUAAUGAACGGCAGUAAAGGAUUGAGUCUCAUUUAAACCAGGACGUGUUAGAAAAUUUGUUUGGCGUAAUCAGGUUAAAAGGCGGUCUUCACGAUCACCCUGACAGGCAGGAGCUCAAGUAUAGGCUGUAUUCCUAUAAACUUGGUAACAACGAGGGAGCGAUUACAGAUAAAUUAAAUGUUGAAGUCGGCAAUACCCCAAAAUUGGAUGGGAAUUACUUAUCUCUAAUCAGUAAUUAUCAAAAUAUUAAACGUACAUUAGGGUGGGUCGAUUCCGGACUU
This is a messenger RNA of Bactrocera latifrons, 684 nucleotides long. RefSeq lists its product as uncharacterized. The transcript has 2 exons. The coding region runs from base 124 to 420 and encodes 98 amino acids. NCBI's taxonomy places the organism in Eukaryota, Metazoa, Arthropoda, Insecta, Diptera, Tephritidae. The record is from RefSeq and is a predicted model, not a curated record.